This is a messenger RNA of Aaosphaeria arxii CBS 175.79, 1886 nucleotides long. RefSeq lists its product as uncharacterized. The transcript is spliced from 4 exons. NCBI's taxonomy places the organism in Eukaryota, Fungi, Ascomycota, Dothideomycetes, Pleosporales. Bases 313 to 1752 code for a protein of 479 amino acids. Gene Ontology annotation, cellular component: membrane. The record is from RefSeq and is a predicted model, not a curated record.
GAGGAAUUGAUUGGGUGGUCGCGUGCCUACGAGUGCCUACGAGUGCCUAUGCUCUUCUCUGAUUCGCCUUUUUCCCUUCGUAAACUCUCUGCCAUGACUUUUCGCUCUACCGCCAACCGCCAUAGGAAACACUAUCGCCAGAUUCCGUAUAGUCACGGACUGAGUCAACCUACCGUGCCGCCGCAUCAGCCUUCGCACUUUUUGUGUGAUUGAUGUGCAGCUCGACUUGACAUAGCCUCCAAAUCUCUUCAACGACACGCCCAACAUUUUAUUUCGAUAUCUUUCACUCUAGGCUUAUUCCAUGAAACCGUCAUGAGCCUAUCGCCCAAGUCCAAACCCUUUGAAUCAGAUGACAAGCCUGCUGUGUCUCAAGAUGCUACCGGCCAGCAGACUCAGUAUUCCGUUGUUAAGUCCGCGGCAAAGUCGGACCAGGGCGCUCUGAACGUCACUUUGGGAGGGGGAAUCCGAGCAUCCUCCCCAGCCCCAUCACUCAUUUCUAUUGAUGAUUCCAACAAUAUACGACUCGGGAGACAACCAGACUACCUGCCUGUACAAUAUUCCCACCGACAUGAUUCUCUAUCGCCAGCUCCGAGACCACGGACGUUGAAGGGCAGGAUCUCUGCCUUCUGGAAGGCAAAUAAGGGUCUGGCGCUAGUACUCAUCUCACAACUUUUUGGUACCGGAAUGAACGUCACCACUCGAAUGCUCGAAGUUGAAGGCAACAAUGGCAAGGGAUAUCAUCCUUUCCAGAUACUUUUCGCUCGAAUGAGCAUCACCGCUAUCUUUGCUACGCUCUUCAUGUGGUACAAGAAGACGGAGCAUUUCCCAUUCGGAAUGAGAGAAGUCCGACCUUUGCUUGUCGCGAGAGGUCUUUCUGGGUUCUUUGGCGUUUUUGGAAUGUAUUAUUCAUUGAUGUAUCUUCCCUUGGCCGAUGCUACCGUCAUCACCUUCUUAGCCCCAUCAUUAGCAUGUUGGGCAUGUUCGUAUCUCAUCAAAGAACCAUUCACUCGCAUGGAGCAGAUAGCUGCAUACAUAUCUUUGUUCGGAGUUGUGCUGAUCGCACGCCCCGUCUCGCUAUUCACCUCGUUAUCAAACACUCAAGAUCCUCCACCUGAUAGCGCAAAUGCCGAUUUACUCCCUGCUCCGACAAAUGCAACUUCCCCAAUUGCUUCAAAUUACGACAGCGUCACGCCUGCUCAGCGUGCAGGAGCUGUUGGCGUUGCGCUUUUGGGGGUCUUCGGCGCUGCAGGUGCUUAUACAACCAUUCGAUGGAUCGGAAAGCGAGCGCAUCCCCUAAUCAGCGUCAACUACUUUUCAAUCUGGUGCACGAUAGUGUCAGUCGUAAUGAUGCUUGCGAUCCCCGAGGUCGGCUUCCUGCUUCCUUCAGGAGUUAGAGACUGGUGUUUCCUCGUCUUCCUGGGAAUCUGCGGCUUCAUCAUGCAGUUCCUCCUCGCCGCAGGCCUUCAAUACGAAAAGUCCAGUCGCGCUACCAACAUGGUCUACACGCAGAUGCUCUUCGCUUUGACCUUUGAUAAACUGGUCUGGGGAACAACGCCGGGGUGGUUGUCUAUCAUCGGCUCGUCAUUGAUCUUGGGUUCUGCCAUAUAUGUGGCGAUGAACAAACAAGAUCCUUCGAAGACGUCUCAAAGGGAGGAACGAGGUAACGGAGAAGAAGAGAGGGGCCUUAUGGUUCCUGAUAAUAACGGAGAUGACGAUUUUCAUGGGGAUAUUCAGCUGCGGUCUAUGAGGUGAUUUACUCCUUACUCUACGGAACCAUCUUGUCUUUUACGCACUUUACGGAGUUAUGACGAUUACGGUGCAUUUGCAUACAUAGAUCCAAAAGGAAACAAUGCAUAUAGUCCUGUUACGAAUAUCAUAUCAUUUAU